This is a messenger RNA of Zeugodacus cucurbitae (melon fly), 2503 nucleotides long. It is a transcript of the gene Eip63F-1, whose product is annotated as calcium-binding protein E63-1. The record is from RefSeq and is a predicted model, not a curated record. The coding region runs from base 935 to 1522 and encodes 195 amino acids. Gene Ontology annotation, molecular function: calcium ion binding; enzyme regulator activity. The transcript has 7 exons. NCBI's taxonomy places the organism in Eukaryota, Metazoa, Arthropoda, Insecta, Diptera, Tephritidae.
CAAUCUUAUUUCAAAAUCCGCUGCGAAACGGUUAGCAUUCGAAAAAUAUUGCGCGUAAUUUCGGUGUUUGUUUGUUCGCAAGCACACUCGUCUAUUGAGUGAAAAUAUUUCGUCAAUUCAUUUCGGUGAUUUAUAUUCACAGUUGUUUGUGUGUAUUUUUGUACAGAAUUGCGCUGAUUUCGAAAAUUAUAUUCACUUCUUUCACCAUUUCAUACACUGAAUUUCAUAUAUUUUUUGUAUUUUUCGGUGGUCGGUGUUCUGUGUCGGCAUUAGUUUGUUAGCGGCUUAAAGCGCCAAAGUGUGACAGUUUUAUAUGAAAUUCGUGAUCGGUGGCACACAUUUCGCCAUGCGUUUUCUAUAUACAACUUUCUUCAAACUGGCAUAGACGUCAGCGUAAGAAUUACCCAUAAGUCGUCAGUCGUCGAAGUCAUUUAGUUUGUGAAAAUGUGCGCGUUCGCGUCAAAACAUUUAAGCAGCUGAAAAACUGCACUCUCCAUAUUUAUCGAAAUCGUUUUAAUAAAAUAUAUGAUAUAUAUACACAUACAUAUAUGUAUAUGCAUUGAAGUUUAAGCAGCACUGCACACGAGUGUAAUUUAUUUCAUGUGCAAUUUUAUUGCUAAUGGAUGCGAAUAAAAUAUAUUAAAAGUAUAUAUGUACAUAUAAUAAAAUCAAAAUUUAUAAAAGUAAAAACUAUUGUGGCCAAUAAAAACAAAAUAUAUGUUAAUAUAAAUGAAAUAAGUGGCUCUGUGAAAAAUAUUUAAAAAUUAAUUUUUAAAAAUUUACAACUCAACAAUAUUCUUCAUCGAAAUUCUAUACAUAAAUAUAAAUAUAUAUAUACAUAUAAACCUCACUCCAACAAAUAAUAAUCAAGCCAAUUAUCGCUUAAACAUUCAAAAUACCUGUAAAUAAUUAACUUGGAUAAUUUUGAAAUUGAAUGAGCCCAAUGAGUGGCCUACGGCAACAAUUAAAGAUGCUGGGAACAGCAUUGCUUGGGAAACGUACCCCGAAGUCUGUGAAAAAGAAACCAUUUACAGAGGUGGAAAUAAGUGAUUUGCGAACUGCAUUCGAUCUCUUAGAUAGAAAUCGUGAUGGGCGUGUCACAGCAAAUGAGCUGCAAUUUAUGUUAAAAAAUCUGGGCAUAAAUGUGCGAGACGAAAUCAUACACGAUCUCAUACGUGAGGCAAGCCAUUCUGGAAAUGGGUUAAUCAACGAGGCUGAAUUCCUGCAGUGGGUGGGACGCAUUCAGGCGUUACGUGAUGAACAACAACAACAACAGCAGCAGCAAGAAGAGAAUGCAAGCAAACCAGAGGAGAACGAUGAUGUCACCGAAGAUUUAAUCGCCGCAUUUAGGGUAUUUGAUCGUGACGGCAAUGGCUUCAUUACCCGCGACGAGCUGCAAACCGCCAUGGAAAUGAUUGGAGAACCCCUCUCAGAAAUACAACUCACACAAUUAUUGGCCAUAGCCGAUUUGGAUCAAGACGGCCGAAUUAAUUACGAAGAAUUUACGAGACUUUUACUUUAAAGUGAUGAACGCCCAUAAAACUGAGCAUACUUACAAAUAAAUAUUAGCGAUGCAACAGCAAGCAAACUACAAUGUCAACAACAAAUAUAUGCAAAACUUUAUAUAUACACAUACAAUAUAUAUCUACAACAGUGCAGCAUACUCAAGUUACAUAAGUACUAAGCUGAAAUAUGUCUAAUAUCGAACUCUUUCUUGGCAACACAAAUUUAAAGAAAUAAAAUAAAAAAACAUAUUUUGUAAAUUUGUCAGCGUUUAUCUGCUGGAACCAGAAGCAAGCUAAGCCGCAGCUGGAGGGUGGUGGUGUUGGUUGGCGAUCAUGAAAGUCACAAAUGCUUCAAAUUGUAGUUCAUAGUUUGUUAAUUUAAAUCAUUUAAUUUAUUUAUAGUUUCACACAAGAAUGUACACAUUAAAACACCAACACACAAACAAUAAUAAACACACAUGUAUACAUAUAGUUAGUCUAAGUUAAUUUUUAAUGGUAAUAAAAGUACAGUAAUGUGGAGGUAAAUAGAAGCGUUUGUAAAAAAAUUAAGAUUUUGACUAAAAUUUUGUUACAAAUUGAUGCAGAAGAAAAUGAAUUAAAAUUUAACAAUUUGAAAAGAGAAAAAGAAAUUUUUCAAUUAAAUUAUCUAAAUUAAUUGCAUUGAAUUUUACUGAUUCGUAAAAACUAAAUAAAAAAUGUAAAAUAAUUCGUAUAAGUCUGAGCGCGAGAGUGAUAAAUUUUUGUGUUAAGGGUGCUGCAAUAAAUGAGUCAAAAUUCUAUUAUAUGAGAGCUAAAAGAAGUGUAUUAGAGACAAAAAAAACAACAACAUUGUUCAGAUGAUGAUUUAUGUAUCGAUGCAAGCUAAAGUAAAUAAGAAAUAUAUAUUCAGCAAAAUAUAAUGCAAUUUGCAGCAAAUUUAAUUAAUAUUUACAUGAAAAACAAGAAACAAAAUGAAAUUUUCCAUAUUGUCUUACCACAAAAAAAAAAAAAAACAAAAA